Molecule: messenger RNA, 993 nt
Organism: Cladophialophora psammophila CBS 110553
Lineage: Eukaryota; Fungi; Ascomycota; Eurotiomycetes; Chaetothyriales; Herpotrichiellaceae
Exons: 2
Coding region: 1-993 (330 amino acids)
Source: RefSeq, a predicted model, not a curated record
AUGAACAAUACCGACCCAAAUCACCGCAAGGCCAUCGUCGGCAACCCGAAUGCAAGCUUCUGGCUCUACGACUCCGAAACAGGCUUCGACCUCACGCACCCACCGACGCCCACCUCGCCCACGCCCUCGCCCAACUACACAGUCACAACAACCACCCUCCCUAUAACAAUCCACCCUCCCAAAUCUGCCCUUGUGAUAAUUGACAUGCAGAAUUUCUUCCUGUCCCCGAAUCUCGGACGCCCAAGGGAUUCCAAGGGCCUCGUCGCGCAGCAGCAGCUUCUCAAGUACGCCAUCCCCGCGGCGCGAAAAGCAGGGAUCCGCAUCAUCUGGUUGAACUGGGGUUUAACAGACCAAGAGAUCGCCGAGAUGCCGCCGGGCACUCUGCGGGCGUUCGGGUUCGAAACCGUCCUCGCCUCCGAGUUCGAAUCUUACGAUAAAGUCCAGAGGAAGCAAGCGGCGGUGGACUCGCACGGGGUUAAUGAGGGCUGUCACGGAUUUCCAGACCCUCACAUCGAGACGUCGGGCAAGAACCCCAGAAUCUACAAAGGACUGGGGAGUGAAGUUGGCCCCGUGGUGCUCGACGACGGGCGCACGAUCCAAGGCGGUCGACUUUUGAUGCGCGACACAUGGAAUGCUGACUUGACCCCGGAACUAAAACAGACCUACGAGGCGGACGGCAAGAAGGCGAAUCCGCCAGACGUCUGGAUCCAUAAGAACCGCAUGUCUGGUCUGUGGGGUCAAAGCACGUUAUGUACUGAAUUCCUUGAGAAAGAGGGAAUCCAGACCUUGUUCUUUACCGGGGUCAACACCGAUCAGUGUGUCGGUGGGAGUCUUCAAGAUGCUUACUCGAAAGGUUACGACGUGAUUUUGCUCUCCGACGGCGCGGGCACGACGAGCCCAUCCAGCAGCCAGGAGAGCAUUGAAUUCAACUGUGCGAAGACCUGGGGCUUCUGUGCCUCAUGCAAGGACUUUGCCAAGGGUUUGGGCCUUUAG